This is a messenger RNA of Daldinia loculata, 1877 nucleotides long. Its product is annotated as FAD-binding domain-containing protein. The transcript has 6 exons. The record is from RefSeq and is a predicted model, not a curated record. Gene Ontology annotation, molecular function: FAD binding. The coding region runs from base 192 to 1670 and encodes 492 amino acids. NCBI's taxonomy places the organism in Eukaryota, Fungi, Ascomycota, Sordariomycetes, Xylariales, Hypoxylaceae.
GUCAUAGCACUCUGCAACAACAGCCACGAACUACUACAAGAGUAGGUCGCUAAUCUAGGACAUCGAAUGCGAAGCGGUUAGAGAAUCGUCAUAUAUGGUCUUGCCAGACAUUUUUUCCAGCAGGACAGCUUUUCAUUAGUGAAGGUUGAUGCCAUCUUGUUCACUAUUGACAGUUGUCAUACUCUCACGUUAUGCUGAAGCAGCUAUUCCUUCUAGCCGCUUUCGGCUUACUUUAUUCACACUGCCUAGGGGCGGUUCUUACUUCUGAUUCAAGUCUUUCACUGUGUAAACAACUCGAUGGUACAUUCGGAAGCGCUAUCGUAUUUCCUAAUGAUACGGAAUAUUCUACUUUAAGAACAGAGAAUUGGUCUCAAACUGCGUGGAAAACGCCGACCUGUAUUUUCCAGCCAGAGUCUGUAGACGACUUGCAAAAUGUCAUCCCCAAGUUGGUAGCUGCCAAUGUCAGCUUUGCUGUGCGCUCAGGAGGCCACUCCCCGUCACCUGGGGCAGCAAAUAUCGACCAAGGAGUUUUGAUUGACCUUUCGAAAUUCAAUGGCGUAGAUUACGAUGCUGAGAAUAAUGUGGCGAACAUUGGUGCUGGUCAAAAAUGGGAGAAUGUUUACAAGCAACUUGAUCAAUUCAAUGUCACUGUUGUUGGUGGAAGAGUGCUCGACGUAGGUGUAGGAGGGCUAAUUCUUGGAGGCGGCCUCUCCUAUUUGUCUGAUCUUCACGGUCUAGCUUGUGAUAACGUGGUAGAAUUCGAGGUAGUUCUGGCUAAUGGGUCAUUUGUCCAUGCCAAUGCAAACACUAAUAAAGAUCUGUUUUGGGCUUUGAAAGGAGGAGCUACCAAUUUUGGUAUCGUAACUACGUUCAAGCUCUCCACGUAUCCUGUCCAGCGAGUCUGGGGUGGAAUAAGAGGAUACACGCUAGCAGACGUUCCGGAGUUACUUACGGCCGCCUUCAAGUAUCAAACAGCGCCAAAUAAGGACCCUUACGCAAAUUUGAUGCUUCAAGGGUUUCCUAUUAACGAGUCAUUUGGGGUUAUACUGAGUUUGAUCUACCUGAAGCCAGAGCCGAAUCCUAUAGCGUUUGAGCCGUUCUACCACAUCAACACUACAUUCGACACUACAGCGAUCAGUUCCUUCACGGAAUUCCUUAGUGGACAAGCACAAGCACAGCUCCCACCGAGGAUUGAUUGGUUUACUACUACUAUAACGCCGAGCAAGGAGUUGUAUGAUAAGAUUGGCUCUAUUGUAACUACGUCAAAGGCGCUAGACAAGAUCCGCUCGGCUACUGCGGGAUCUACCUCCUUCUCUAUACAGCCAAUAUCCAGCAGUGUCGUCGAGGCUGGCAAUGCAAAGGGUGGUAACGCGUUAGGCUUAACGGCCGUCAACCAAACUUGGUUCAAAGUUGAUUCUGGUUGGCUGUGGCCGGAUGAUGAUGAGGUAGUACAUAGCGGCUCAACGCAGCUAAUCGGCGAAGUUCAAGCUGCCGCAAAGGAAAGCGGUAACUCUUUACGGUACAUUUUCAUGAACGAUGCAAGCUGGGACCAAGAAGUCAUCGACCAUUACGGCACAAAUAACGUUCGGAAGUUCCGGCGGAUACAACGUGAGUACGAUCCAGACUUGGUGUUCCAGAGGUUGGUCCCAGGGGGUUAUAAAAUCCCAUGAUGUAAUGGGAAAAGGAGCGAUAGGAACGGUUUCCGUGUACAAGACAUACAUAAAUGGGUAUAGUAUUAGUUAUUUGUAAACCAAUGUUCAUACUGUUCGUUAUACUUUGUUGAGAUCCUAAAAUGCAGCAUGCUUCUGAGAGCACCUUGCUCGGUAUGCUGCUUAAGUGCUUACCUCUCAGACCCACAGGAGCGAACUAAAAAGGCC